AUGUUCUCCAAAUAUUUUGCUGUACAAACAACACAUAUCGUACAAUCAUUUUUAAAUUUGAGUAUUCGUCUAAAUUUGCUUAUUCAACAAUACAUAACCAGAAUACAUCUUCCUCCUGGUGAUGUUGAUAGACGAUUUGUUCUUCAGUCAUCUGUGCAAACAAUAAAAUUAGACGAUAAUGAAUUAGAACAUCUGUUUUCGUACUCUGCUUUGAAUGGCAUACGUCUUGUCUAUCCUUGUCUCAAAUCAAUAAUUUUAACAAAUAUACCGCCCCGUGAUGCAAAAUAUAUCGAAUAUUUCAGUUGGUUUCGACCAUUUUUAUUAUUGUUAAAAAUGAAUUUUUUGAUAACGGGCGGAAAUGCUUUUAAUCAUCAUCUGUUAAAUAGAAUCUUUGAAAACAAUGAUGAUUGUAAAAUUGAAACAGUUUCAGUUAAAUAUUCAAUAUUAUCCAUACAAGAAUUAGAACAUGAACAUCCAUGUUCGUCAAUAAAAAGUUCAACAUUGAAUGUGAAAUCUUAUUACCAUUUAUUAUCAUUAUUUGAAUAUUUACCUGCUCUUGAACUUUGUGAUGUUCGAAUAUCUAACGAUGUAGACGAUAGCAAAGGAAGAAGCACUAUCACUGAAGUGCGAUUGAAACAAUUUUUCUGUACUAUUUUAAGUUGUUUUCAUAAUUAUGACCAUUUAGAAGAACUGAUUGUUAGAAAUUUUUCAUCUUCUCUUGAACAUUUACCAAUUUAUUUAAAAACAAGUUAUAUAAUCAAUGGAGAGAUUUUAGAAUCAAAACUGAUCAGAAAUUUAUUAAAUUUACAGCAAUUUCAAUUUUAUAUCACGUGUUUAACGAAUGAAAAUGAUAUUGAUAUGUUAAUUAGAACACAUCAAAGUGAUUAUUGGCUUCAAAAUUAUCCAGACGGUAUCAUGUUUUAUUAUCUAUUAGAUACAAAUUAUUGUGCAUCAUUUUCAUUACCAUAUGCAUUUGAUCAUUUUGAAUAUAUAUCGAAUAAUAUUUGUAAUUAUAGAUUAACCCGUUGA
Molecule: messenger RNA, 1029 nt
Organism: Didymodactylos carnosus
Lineage: Eukaryota; Metazoa; Rotifera; Eurotatoria; Philodinida; Philodinidae
Source: the annotation of a GenBank genome assembly